AUGGAACCAGGGAACCAAACAGCUAUUUCAAAAUUCCUCCUUCUGGGACUUUCAGAAGAUACAGACCUGCAGCCCGUCCUCCUUGGGCUGUUCCUGUCCAUGUACCUGGUCACUGUGUUUGGGAACCUGCUCAUCAUCCUGGCCGUCAUCUCUGACGCCCACCUCCACACCCCCAUGUACUUCUUCCUCUCCAUCCUGUCCUUUGUUGACGUCUGUUUCGCCUCCACCACGGUGCCCAAGAUGUUAGUGAACAUCCAGGCGCACAGCAGAGACAUCACGUACAAAGGCUGCCUCGCCCAGAUGUGUUUUUUCUUGAUUUUCGGUGGGCUAGACAGUUUGCUACUGACGGCAAUGGCCUAUGACCGGUUCGUGGCCGUCUGUCACCCCCUGCGCUACACGGUCAUCAUGAACCCCCGCCUCUGUGGUCUUCUGCUUCUGGUUUCUUGGUUAAUCUGCCUGACGUAUUCUCUGCUGCAAAGUUUGAUGGUUUUGAGGGUGUCCUUCUGCCAAGAGGCAGAAAUCCCCCACUACUUCUGCGAACUAGCUUACAUCCUCAAGCUCGCCUGCUCUGACACCCUUGUUAAUGACGUCCUGCUGUAUUUUCUAUCUGGUCUGCUCGGUGCUAUUCCCCUGACUGGGAUCCUUUUUUCUUAUUCUAGAAUUAUCUCCUCCAUAAUGUGCAUUUCCUCUGCUGGAGGGAAGUACAAAGCCUUUUCCACCUGUGGGUCUCACCUCUCCGUCGUCUCCUUGUUCUAUGGUGCAGGCCUUGGGUUCUACCUAACUUCUGGAACAGCCCAGCCCUCCAGAAGGGGUUCAAUAGCCUCGGUGAUGUACACCGUGGUCACCCCCAUGCUGAACCCCUUCAUCUACAGCCUGAGGAACAGGGACAUGAAGGGCGCUCUGAGGAGACUUCUCCGCAGAGGAACUUGCUCUCUCAGUGAGAUCAUGGAAGCCAGGCCCUGA
Molecule: messenger RNA, 963 nt
Organism: Propithecus coquereli (Coquerel's sifaka)
Lineage: Eukaryota; Metazoa; Chordata; Mammalia; Primates; Indriidae
Product: olfactory receptor 7A17-like
Exons: 1
Coding region: 1-963 (320 amino acids)
Biological process (GO): G protein-coupled receptor signaling pathway
Cellular component (GO): membrane
Molecular function (GO): G protein-coupled receptor activity; olfactory receptor activity
Source: RefSeq, a predicted model, not a curated record